Knipowitschia caucasica is the source of this 1365-nucleotide messenger RNA. The record is from the annotation of a GenBank genome assembly. Lineage: Eukaryota; Metazoa; Chordata; Actinopteri; Gobiiformes; Gobiidae.
AUGGCGGCGGAGGGAGCGCAGGGAGGAGGGCACACGCUCCAGAGCAGGGCCCGCACUCACACAGACCGACCGCAGCCUCUCCACCAGGCCGCCACCCGGAGCCCCAGCGCCCGCACGGCUCAGAGGCCCCCCGUGGAGUUGGCCUACGUCCUGGUUUUCACCACCAGCUGCAGACGUCAUCCAGCCGACAAAGAAGCGGCACAUUUAGAUCUGCGGAGGCGAGAGCAGCCGGAGUCGUGGCGUAGGAGCAGCAGAAGAAGACGCAGGGGUGCCAUGGAGUACCACUCUAGUGGUAGCCUGCCCCUGCUGGGGAGACCGCGCUACUGCCCCGGAGCCAACGCCAAUGGGGGCUACCUGUGUGAGACCGGGCACUGCUGCGGGGAGAGCGGCUGCUGCACAUACUACUACGAGCUCUGGUGGUUCUGGCUGCUGUGGACCGUCCUUAUCUUGUUCAGCUGCUGUUGCGCCUACAGACACCGGCGCGCCAAACUCCGAGUCCAACAACAGCAGAGGCAGAGAGACAUCAGCCUGCUGGCCUAUCAGGGAGCAUCAUCCUUCCCCUCAUCCAUGCUGGACCUGAGUUUCUUGGCAUCGCUGAAGUUGCCGUCGUACGAGGAGGUGGCUGCGCAGCCCUCCACUCCUCCGCCUCCCUACAGCUCUGUGUUCACGGCUCCACAAUACCCUCAGCCUCCCCGCACCAUGGACCCCCACCUACUCACACAGCAGCAUCCAGGGACCCUGCUCCACCGGCCCCUGCAACCACUAAGCGAUGGGCCCUCCUCGCUCAGCUCCGACAACAGCUCCAGCUGCUCCUGCGACUCCUGCUGUCCAUCAUCUCCCUGUAGCUCCUCCCUCUCUGCACCGGUUACCUACGAGACGGACACAAGCCACACCUCAACGCCAAGCGAGGCCACACCCCUCACGCUAGACUCCGUCACCAUAGAGACUAUCACCGCGGCCGCCACGCGCCUUGACAAGGGGGACAGCUCUGCACUGCCCGUCAACGCCAACUGGGACGACGAGGAAUCCGAGGAACAAGGGGACGAAGAGUAUUGCGAAGAUAGCGACGUAGCUGCGGAUGAAAGCCAGUACAAACACAGGAGGCUAACGGGCGAUUCUGGGAUUGAGGUUUGCCGAUGUAGAAUUGAGGAUGAAGACGAGGAGGAUGAUGACAAAGAGGAUCUAAAACCCGAUAUCGGCAAAGAUGGCAGCGAAAAGAAAUUGUACGUAGGCAGUUCGGAGCUUCACGACAGCUUGGAUUGUCCUGUGCGGAGCCAAAAGAGCGCAGCGGAGGACGUGGAUUUGUGUAACACCGAAAUGAAAGGUUCGGACGAGAAAGCGGCGAUUCCAGUUGAAACUGUGUAA